AUGUCAUGUGGUACACAUUUCAAAUUUGAGGUUAAAUUCAAAGAAAUGUCUUCGGAUUAUUUGAAAGUUGUGCUUUUGAAACAAGGGGCGCAGGUUCGUGACGGAAAUAAAUACCGAUUAACACCUUUUGGGGUUACAAACGGUGAAAUUAUUUCUGCGCCCAUUGAGAGUGCACAAAAAUUGACUGAUCACCAAGACGUCAAAACUGUGUACAGAGUGGUGUUUAAUUCGGCGAAUAUAAAUCAUGCAUUCGUACCAGGUGAUACCAUAGGUGUGCUUCCGAGUAAUAAUGAAGAUCUUAUCGACGAAAUUCUUGCACGAUUAAAUGUUGCAUCAAGUGCGAAUGAGGCCUGCGAGUUGCAAAUUUUGGAAGGGACACUUAAAAAAAAUCCAAGUGUUCCUAAACAUUUGCCUCCGAAGAGUACUCUGAAAAAAAUAUUUCAGAAUCAUGUAGAUGUGCAAACUCCACCCAAAAAGUUGUUCCUCAAAUCCUUGGCCCGGUUCACCCAAGACCCGCAAGAACGAACCCACCUGGAACACUUGUGUACCCCCAAAGGUUCCAGCGACUACACAAAGUUGAUAACCACAUCAGGACGAACCCUAUUGGGUUUACUAAAAACGUUCCCUUCAUGCGGACCCCCAGUCGAGGUACUUCUGGAGCAUCUGCCCCCUUUACAAGCCAGACCCUACUCUAUAUCAUCAUCCCCCUUGUCCGGGAAACUCGAAAUAACUUUUUUCGUUGUUGUACGGGACGACGGAAGCAAGGGGUUGUGCACAGGGUGGCUCGAACGUCUAAUCGAGGAAAAAGCGGACAUUCCGGUACCGUUUUAUUUCAGACAAGCGACUGCCUUUAGGUUCCCGAAGGAAUUACCGGAAUUGCCGGUGAUUUUAAUAGCGACGGGUACCGGAAUAGCACCUUUUAGGGGUUUUCUGCAAGAUUUGGAGUUACAAGGACGCUUCAAUAGGGAUAUUUGGUUGUUUUAUGGGUGUCGCUACAAAGACAAAGAUUUUUUGUUUAAGGACGAAAUCCAAGAAUUUGAAAAAUCUGGCGUUUUAAAAAAACUCAGUCUGUCUUUUUCUAGAGAACAAAGACAGAAAGAGUAUGUUCAACACCGAAUUGAGGCUAGUCCCGACUUUUUCGAGUGGAUUUUACACAAAGACGCGUCUGUGUUUAUUUGUGGCGACGCGAAAACCGUGGUCACAGACGUCCGGACUUGUAUUUCUCAAACCGCGGGUAAAUAUUGUGGUGCGAGCGACGGCGAGGCCGUCGUUCGACGAAUGGAAAGCACAGGGAGACUCAUAGUGGACACGUGGUCGUAACGUCCACGAUAUUAUAAACGUAUUUAAUGUCACAAUAUGUACAUAAACAGUUACAAUAAUCUUAUUGCAAUAUUUUAGUGACUGUAAAAUUCCUUCUGGAACUAGAAAAAUAUCUUACUGUAAGACUUUAUAAAAAUAAAUGGGAAUUUGUGUAAUUACAAA
Molecule: messenger RNA, 1482 nt
Organism: Zophobas morio
Lineage: Eukaryota; Metazoa; Arthropoda; Insecta; Coleoptera; Tenebrionidae
Product: methionine synthase reductase-like
Exons: 4
Coding region: 1-1320 (439 amino acids)
Biological process (GO): homocysteine metabolic process
Cellular component (GO): cytosol
Molecular function (GO): flavin adenine dinucleotide binding; [methionine synthase] reductase (NADPH) activity; FMN binding
Source: RefSeq, a predicted model, not a curated record